This is a messenger RNA of Cimex lectularius (bed bug), 2302 nucleotides long. It is a transcript of the gene Septin4, whose product is annotated as septin-5. Gene Ontology annotation, biological process: regulation of exocytosis; cytoskeleton-dependent cytokinesis. The transcript has 9 exons. Gene Ontology annotation, molecular function: GTP binding; GTPase activity; molecular adaptor activity. Bases 50 to 1561 code for a protein of 503 amino acids. NCBI's taxonomy places the organism in Eukaryota, Metazoa, Arthropoda, Insecta, Hemiptera, Cimicidae. The record is from RefSeq and is a predicted model, not a curated record. Gene Ontology annotation, cellular component: microtubule cytoskeleton; septin ring; cell division site.
GGCCAGGCCUCUCAGUCUCGCGGUUGUCACGUAGCUGGUCGGCAGCAAAAUGAACGAAGAUCCCGGAUUCCAGGAGGCGAAGAAGUUGAGGGUCCGUGAGGCGAUCAGGGCCUUCGAGAAGGACAGAAGAGCAUCUGAGAUCCUGCCAAGGUCCUCCUUGCGGAAGUGGCCCACGUCGAAAUUUCCAGCCGAAGAUUUAGAAAAGCCAAAGGCGAAAUCACUGAUCUGGGAAGUUGGACAGAGAGAAGACGCGGAAAAAGACACGAGGGGCGUUUUAGAAUGUGACGAAAUAAAAAAUUGUAUUGCAAUAUGCGAAAUUGCCGCACAAGAAUACGUGAUUGAAUCACUCAACGAAGAUGGUGGGAAUAACGUCCAAAAAGACACUUCCGCCUUCGAAAAUGGCACCGAUGCACCUUCAGCCGAGACAACUGUCACCCAAGUUCCCGAUAGUAUUUUCACACGCAUGCCGAAGACACAGGGGGACAGAGAUUACAUUGGUUUUGCCACUUUACCAGAGCAGAUCCAUCGGAAGUCGGUAAAGAGGGGUUUCGACUUCACGUUGAUGGUCGUCGGUGAAUCUGGUCUGGGAAAAUCAACGCUUAUCAACUCGCUUUUCCUAAGCGACCUUUACAAAGAUCGAAAGAUACCUGAUGCCGCUGAAAGGGUUGAGAAAACGACAUGCAUAGAAAAAAAGACUAUGGAUAUCGAGGAGAGGGGCGUCAAACUAAGACUGACCGUUGUCGACACUCCUGGUUUUGGUGAUGCGCUGAAUAGCGAGGACAGUUGGAAAGUCUGUGUUAAUUACAUCGAUGACCAGUUCAGACAGUAUUUCACAGAUGAGAGUGGCCUAAACAGAAAAAACAUCGUAGAUAAUAGGGUUCAUUGUUGCCUUUAUUUUAUACCACCUUGGGGCCAUGGCUUAAGGCAGAUAGAUGUCGAAUUAAUGAAAAGACUGCACCAAAAAGUAAAUAUUGUUCCUGUCAUCGCAAAAGCGGAUACACUUACAGCCCCAGAAGUGAAGAAAUUGAAGCAGAGAAUACUCUCUGACAUAGAAGAGAACAAUAUUCAAAUCUACCAGUUUCCAGAGUGUGACAGUGAUGAGGACGAGGAGUUCAAACAGCAAGACCGUGAACUGAAAGCGUCAUUGCCAUUUUCGGUCAUCGGAAGCAAUACUGUGAUAGAAGUUGGAGGCACACGGGUCCGCGGCCGCCAAUACCCAUGGGGAGUAGUCGAAGUUGAAAAUCCAAAGCACAGUGACUUCAACAAGCUACGGAACAUGUUGAUAACGACCCACAUGCAAGAUUUGAAAGACGUAACUGAAGAUGUCCACUAUGAAAACUUCAGAGCUCAAUGUAUUUCGCAAAUCUCACAACAAGCCAUUAGAGAAAGGGGUAAAUUAAAGAGGGAUUCAGUCGUGCCCUUGGAAGGUGGAAUUACCGAGACUGACCGUCUUCUUCUUCAAAAAGAUGAAGAAAUCCGCCGGAUGCAAGACAUGCUGGCGCAAAUGCAACAAAAACUCAAGGCGACAGGACAGAGCAAUGAUAACAUAGUAAACAUUUAACUUAGGAAAAGAAAGAGUGUGUCACUUUCUUUCUUAAUCAAUGCAUUAUCGAUAUAUAUCUCUUUUCCUUUGCAAAAAAAAGAAAUACUGUUAUAACAUUAAGGGGUUUAGAUGUUUUUAUAUCAUAAAUGACCAAAGAUUUAAGGGUUUCCAUAAUUUAUUAUAAAUAAAUAUUUCCAAAGAAAUGAUGUCUAUUAUAUUCAUUUUGUCGAUACAAAAAAAUUGGAAAUGCCACUUUGUUAAUUUUUUUUUUAAUUAUGAAAAUUCAUUAAUGUUAUUUAUAUUGAAAAUAUUUAUUGAUUUCAAUGUGUUUUAAAACACAGUUUUAGUCAUCUUGUAUUUGUACAAAUAUUUAGUUGUGAUUUGUAAAACAUGUCCAUAGUUUAAUUGUUAUUUUAGAUAAUUUUAGUGUGUACGUUAUUUAUAAUACUAUCCAGUAUUAAAAUGUCAAAGACUUGUUUAGUGUUCAAAUUAGCGAAUUUAAGACUAAAAACUAACUUUUCAUUCAAUUCAGUCAUUGGACGGUUCAAUAUUGUUCGACUCGUAUUUUCAAAAGGUUUGAGGUUCAUUGGCGUCAGUUUGUACUCGACAGAAGGAAACUCAAACCAAACUCUGCAUCUUCUGUGAAGCUACAAUUUUCUCAAGUAGUUCAAAACUUAUCCACUUUUUCCCAUGUGCAUUUAUCAUGUAAUUUUGUUAUUGGUUUUAUAAUGCAAUAAAUAUUGCUAUACGAGUUGCAAA